GUUAGGAAACGCUGGUCAAUUUUCAACCAUGUCCUAGUAGAUGUAUCCCAGAAUGUUCAAACUGCAUGCCACAUAAACACACAAAUCUAUUACAAAAUGUUAACAACAAAUGCACUCAUAAAGUACGUGGCACCUAAAUGACAGUUCUUUUCCAGUGAUUUCAUUCUGGCAAAUGAAUAACAUAUGUAGCUAUGGGGAGGCAAUCAUAGGGGAGAAACAAUAAAAGCCCUAUUACACACUACAUUUCAUAACUGUCCCCAUCAUAAAAGAUUUUGUGGUUUAAUAGUAUGGUCUCCAAUAGCAAUAUUUAUUCAUAUAUGUUAUCAACUGCUAAAAUGCACAGAUACCCAUUAAAAAACAAAAGAAUAAUCCACUGUUUUUGUUGUGGUACAUCUUAGGAGGAGGAGGAGCGCUCUAAGCAUCUUAAAUCUUUCAUCCUCUUAACAAUUGUAGAAGUGAAACAAGACAUAGGAGUGGAUAGCGUUGGCAUGUGACAGCAUAAAGCUUGCGUUAGAGUAAUCCAUCACAUAAUUUAUCUCAUUGUUAGAUUUUAUAGGAGGCAUAAGAUAUCCAAGUAGAUAUGUCUGCAGUAACGAUCAUCAACAUGCCCCUUGUAUACCAGGAGAAAAUGAAACAACUGGAGCACAAAUUACAAGUUAAAGAAGAAAAUAUCAUUGUUCUGAAAACAGAAAAUGCCAUCCUACAUUUGAAACUCGCAGAGUGUAUGACUCAAACUUUAAAGUCAAAUGAAGGAUAUGCACAAAUUUCUGAAAUUUACAAUCAGAAAAAAAAUGUACACCAAAUCAUCAGUGAUACUCUCAUCCAAGUCAGUUUGGCAAUGCAGGGUUUGAAACUAAAUUUAGGACUUCUAAGAUCAUUUGUAGUCGAUCAUUUGGAAAAUAUUCAAAACCGAUUGAAAGAACAGUUUCAAUUACUACUGAACAAUGCCAAAAUAAUACAGCACAGUAACCAACGUUUGCAAGGUAUGACUGAAAAAGUGCUAAUGCUUGAAAGAUCUUUGAGGGAAGUUAAUGAAAAGUACAAUACUGAAAAGGAGAGGAGGAAGAUAAUGCACAAUAACUUAAUAGAACUUAAGGGAAAUAUUCGAGUUCAUUGCAGAAUACGUCCAUGCCUACCCAUUAAUAGACAAAAGUUAUUAAACCAGCAGGAAAGCUCCACAGUAGUUACAUUUGCCUUGGAUGAUGAAACAGUUUCGCUAAAAUGCAAACGACCAGGCCAACCAGCUGUGGAUAAAAUAUUUCAUUUUGAAAGAGUGUUCAAGCCAAAUGAAUCUCAAAGUGCGGUAUUUGAAGAAGUGCGACCUCUUAUUACAUCUGUGCUGGAUGGCUACAAUGUUUGCAUUAUGGCAUAUGGACAAACUGGAAGUGGAAAAACGUACACGAUGAUGGGACCCCAUUCUGAAUGUGAAAGAGAAAACCACACAGAACUUGGAAUUAUCCCAAGAGCAGCAGAAGAGCUAUUUAGACUCAUUUUGGAAAAGCCAGAAGAAAGUCAUUCUGUAGAAGUUUCCAUACUUGAAGUAUAUAAUAAUGACCUUUAUGAUCUUCUGGCAUAUGACAGUCAUGCAGGUCUGUGCCUAAAGCGUGAUAUUGUGAUUGGUAAAGAUGGGAAGAGUUAUGUGCCUUCACUGACACACAAACAUGCUGCGUACAUUGAAGAUGUUCUAGAUUUGGUGAAAAAAGGUUUACAGUUAAGAGUUAAGCAUUCAACUCUAAUUCAUGCAAAUUCUUCUCGUUCCCAUCUAGUUGUCACCUUAACUGUGACAACUAGUGCUAAAUCUGGUGAGACAGUCGAUACAUUCAACAGUCAAAAACACAAACCAAUCAAAACAAAACUGCAGUUGGUUGACUUAGCUGGAAGUGAAUGCGUAGGUAUGUCUGGUGUACAGGGAGUGGCCUUGAGAGAGGCUUCAUUUAUUAAUCGAAGCCUAUCUGCUCUGUCAGACGUAUUGGGUGCCUUAGCAGAACAUCGCACUCACAUUCCUUAUCGUAACAGCAAACUUACACACUUGCUACAGGAUUCUAUUGGUGGGGAUGCAAAGUUGCUGGUGAUGCUCUGUAUUUCUCCUUGUCAGAAAUUCACAACUGAAACCCUGCAGACGCUGGGAUUUGGAACACGUGCCUGUCAAGUAUCCAGAGUUCCUGUAAAAAAUAUGAAACAUACAUUAAAAAUGCACUACUAAUA
Molecule: messenger RNA, 2205 nt
Organism: Rana temporaria (common frog)
Lineage: Eukaryota; Metazoa; Chordata; Amphibia; Anura; Ranidae
Gene: KIF25
Product: kinesin family member 25
Exons: 15
Coding region: 581-2203 (540 amino acids)
Biological process (GO): microtubule-based movement
Molecular function (GO): microtubule binding; ATP binding; microtubule motor activity
Source: RefSeq, a predicted model, not a curated record